UUUCUGAUCCAUUUGAACGAUUAAAUAUUGUGCGUCAAGAAAAAUCUACCCAAGGAGAAUCACUCAUUAAUACCUCGACCAACAAAUCUGUUUCAGCCCGUAAAGAGGUUAACUCAUAUGUGGAAAAUUAUGAUUUUAUUGAAAGGAGUGGAUCCCCCACUCCUGAAAGGUUUCUAUCCUCUACUCAAAAAGAAAGUCCUAAUGGCUCCUCUCUUAAAAGUACUUUCAACGCAUCCAGUAAAAGUAGUCUGAACUCUGUAAAUGACACUACCACUCAAUGUGCUGGAGCAACUAGAACUACCGAUCCCUUUAAACUGCGGCAAGAGAAAUCUAGCUCCAAAGGAGCACCACUUAUUAACUCAUCGACCAGUAAAUCUGUCUUGGCCCUCAAAGAGGUAAACUCACGUGAGGAGAUUAUUGACAACGUUGAGGAGGAUGAAACCUCUUCUCCCAACAAAUCCUCAGCUCCUCCUCAGAAUGACAAUAUUGUCAGUUCCGCCACAAAAAAUUUAGAAUCAGCAAGAGACGGUUCUUACCUUGAAGAUCGUUUUAAUGCUACAAUGGAAAAUGAUUUCAGCUCAGGGGACAAGAUAUCUAAUCCUGCUCCUAUAUCCUCCCCGGUAGCAAGUUCAACCCCUACCUCUCGCUCCAAACCCAAUUUGAAUAUUAGUUCAAAUACUGAGGAAGAAAGUGAUCCCAACUCGAAGAAUGUGACAGCUGAACGUAUUUUAACGGUAAAUUCAACUCGUAACUCCUCUCGCUCAAAUGUCAGCCCUGAUACGAACACUUCAAAUGGGUCUAGUACUAUGGAGGAUAGUGAUGUGUUCGGAGAGAAUGCGGUGAAUGGAAAUUGGGUGCAAGCUGUUUUGACGAAGUCAUCUGAUGGACGAGGAGUUCUAAAAUGGUACAAAGACAGGGGCUCAUUAGUGGCUCGGAAAAGAAAUACUCUAGUAAAAAUUAUUAUUGACAAAGAACUCGAUAUUGACCCAUCGGUAGGGAUCAAAGGAGAGCGCUUUGAAGCUCUAGCUCGUGCAAUAGUUGCUCUCUUCCCAACUGAGUGCUCAGAAACCUACUACAUUCCAAGGCAUGUUGACACUCUCCAAAAAGUGAAACCAGCUCGAGGGAAAUUAUACGACAGGUGGAUUAAUAAAAGGAGACAGCUUCGAUCAGAAGGCAUCAUCUGUAAAGAUAAACAGUCCAUCGAUGAACCAUCUGAAGAAAUUGUAAGAGAUGCAGAGGCAUUAGAGCCUGAAAUUUCAAAAGCUAUCGAACUUCUGAAGUUGUACGAGCAGCUGGAUGAAGAUGCCCAGAAUGCAUUAGCAAUCUCAUUACAUGCCAGAAUUUCAUUAUUUAGCGCAAGCAAAGUUCAUGAUAUCUCAAAAUAUCUCGAAAGUUACCCUUUGCUGGCUCAGACAGAAGGAUAUCGUCUCAUUCACGCGGACUUUGCCAGAUUGCAUCCUGAAAAAGCACAAGCUCUUUAUCAUAAUUGGUCAAAUUUUGCUUUCAAAAUCACUAAGUACGCCGCUGAUCUCCUGCCAAUUACUCAAACUUUUAAGAAACAAGUUCAAAUCCUGAACAUUGAUUUGACUCUUGAAGAUGAAAAAAAUAGAGAUCUGAACGCUCUGUAUUUACUGUCUUUACUGUUACCGGCCUUGACUGUAAAGAGGAAUUGGAAACCAAGUAAAAUUGAGUGUAAGGAUGCCUUUUUUUUGCAACGAUCAACUAUUCAAGAGGCUGCAGACAAAUUGAGACAGCGAGAACGUCAGCUGAAAGCAAAUAAUAUACCACCUCAACCGACUCCCGUCCUCAUUGGCUCUGCUCACUCCAGGGAAGUAUACGUCUGCAUUGGUAACGUUCUUUACAAAGUGGGUUCAGUGUUGGGAGCUGUGGAUAUUUGUUGCAAAUUAUUCAUGACUUUAAAAACUGAGCUUCCUCCUGACUGCAUUUUACCAUGGCUUUUUAUUAUUGCCUUCAUUUAUGGUGUUGAUGCUGGUAACCAAGCUGUGAAGUACCCAAGCCUUACGACUUUGAAAAAAGAUAUUGGAUUGUAGCCUCUUAUCUUUGAGGCCUCUUUCAUG
Molecule: messenger RNA, 2078 nt
Organism: Bemisia tabaci
Lineage: Eukaryota; Metazoa; Arthropoda; Insecta; Hemiptera; Aleyrodidae
Source: RefSeq, a predicted model, not a curated record